CGAGCGACCCGAGGACGGUUGCCACCCAUUCAGUUCACGACUUCACGUUCCCCGUCAUUCUUCAGUUGCACACCGCACGGACAACUACGCUCGCCGCCGGACGAAAAUGUUUUACGCGUUCUAGUGAGCUGGGGUUUCAAGUGACAGUGCUAGUGAUUCAAUAAACAACUCCUUGGAUUCCCAUCGAACGUAUUAUUAGACAAGGAUGAUGGCUCCCGAGACAGUGGUGACCGUAGAUCACAACAAGCCCGCCUCACAGCAAGCGGCGCCUCAGCAGCAGCAAGGCGGUGCGCUAGACUGGAUCAAAAUCAACGUAGAGUAUUUUAAAUCUCCGCCUGGGAUAUUGAAAAUUGUUCAAUUGGUAUUAGGUAUUUUGUGCAUGGCGUUAGGAACACCAUGGGCCUCCGCGUGGUUUGUCUUCGUUGCAGUCACGUCAUUCAUAACAACCCUUAUGUGGAGUUUCGUCUACUUCCUCAGCAUCAGGGAAGCGCUCAAGUUACCCAUUAACUGGAUACUCUCUGAACUCAUCAGUACGAGUGUAGAGACCCUUUUCUAUUUCAUCGCGUUCAUUGUUAUGUUCACAUCCGUUUAUGGCAACUACGGCCGCAAUGUCGCUGCUGCUGUUUUCGGUAUCUUCAACACGUUGGCGUACGCAGCCAGCUCCUACUUGCUGUACAAGGAUCACAGAAGCACCACCACCAGCGCGGCAGGAACGGCGUGAAAGGCAAACAUCUGCGCAAGCGCAUCGUCAGAACAAUAAAUAAUUAAUUGUUGUUUUUAAUUUUAUUACACGAAAACUUUAACUAUUGUACAGUCGUUGAAUUAAAAUUAUAAUAUUUUUAUUGUAUUAUAAGCAAUUUUUUUCCGACGAAUAAUAAUACGAAUUUGGUCGGACUACUUACCUGAUUUGUAUUAUAUCUUGUUAGAUAUGGUUUUUUUAUGAAUCAUUUAAUAACUUUAAAAGUCUAAUAUUUUAAUUAUCAAUAUUGCCAUAAAUAAGGGCAACUUAUUUUCUAUCACUUACUAUAGAUACUACUCGAGUCGAGUUAUUUUCUUUGUUAUAUCAAUGUUGUGUCCAUCAAAUUAUGAUUUGAUACAAGAAGUGUUUAAGUGUUUAACUGUGUGAAAUCAAUCCUACUUAAUUAAAACAGGCAGUACUUAACUGAUAAUACAAGAAUUGACUUUUCGUAUUAUUUAGUUACGUACCUACUUAAACAGGUUUCAAAGAUGCUAUUGCACAUAACAUAAUAUAUUUUGUAUGCGGAAUGAUACGUGUCUUUAUACCUACUUACUUAACAAAUUUUAUUAAUUGACUGUUUGAGAUUUAUAUUUGUAAAGUUGAAUGGGAUAUGUCUGUGGGCUUAAGUAUUUUUACAUGUAUUAUUCUUAUAAGAUUUCUCAUUUCAUGAUGAUGUGUUCUCCUUCCAUCAAUAAUAUAUUACAUGUGUUAGUAGUCCAAAAGAGUAAGAAUAAUAAGUGCUCACUCACUCACACACUCACGUAUUUGUGAGCCUAUUUUCGUUAGGUUUCUAAUGAAAAGGUAAAUGUGUUAGUGCUAAUCUUAAAAAAAUGCAAUGAAAGUGACGGGACAUCUUAAUUAAAGUAAGGAAAUACGUAUUCGAAAAUAUUGCCAGAAGCACUUUCUUAUUGUACUUUAUUGAUCAAAGGAGUUUACCAAUUAUGAUAAAAGGAAAUGCUGUAGAUAGCCUUGAUAAACAACAUUUAGUGAAGACAAAUCUUUCUCGCUUCUAAUAUUCUCAAAAAUUUGGAAUGUCCUUCGGACCAGCAAUCAACCACAAUCGAUUUGAAUAGAAGUUAAAGCUUGGCUCAUAAGGCCAUAGAUUUUAACUUGUUUUAUGGCUCUGUGUCCUUUUAAGCCUUUAAAAGCUUAUAGGUCAAAUUUUAAGGUGUUCCUCAGAUACAGUCCAAUUAAAUUUCUCUUACUAUUUUACUUUUAACAUCACAAGUGUUUACAGCUAAUUUUUACUCUGUCUUAAAUGCGUUGAUUUAUGUUUCAAUGUGAGGACAAUUUCGGAUGGUCACAGUAUAUUGUUAUUGUUAUUAAAGCUAGUCUAAAUGUAAAACGACAUUAUAUGGAAUUUGGUAUUAUUUUUAUUCAUCUGUAUCAUCUUGUACACUAAACUUUAUGAUGUGGAAUACUUAUAUAUAUAUGUACACUAUAAUAUUGAUAGCUUGGACACAGUAGGUAGGUACAUAUGUUUUGUUUGUAAAACUUAGCGAUUUUGUUAAAUUACGAAUUAGAGUAAAAUUUGUUUUAUUGACUUUUUUAUUAUUGAAUCUAGAGCCUUAUUAGAUUUGUAAAAGUGGGAAUUGAAUUGUCUAAAGUUUACAUGUCCACACCUUAAACAACUGGGAAGUACUAUUACCGCGCUUAUUUCUGCCACAAAGCAGCAUUGUUGCAAAAUUGUGGAGAUCCGUAGAAGAACUAGAGUUAUCAAUUUAGCUGCUUGAAGCAGUGCGAGGCUGACGUGACAGUAACCGCGCGCAGCUUGGAGGGAAUGAACUUAUAUUACACGAGUAAAAUAGAUACAUUUAAUAUCCCUUUUUGUUCUCAAUCGUGUCUGGUUUUUUGACGCCUUAUUGCCCAUUGAGGUCUAUCAGGCCCACUGAGGGCGUCUAGAAGUACUACCUCGCACUGAUUCACAAUGGAUAUGAGUGUGUUUCUACCAUCGAAGCCUUAACAGAUAUUACAAACAUUUGGUAUUGAACUACUUAUUAUUUAAAUAACUUCUUAAGAGUAUUAUGACUUACCUACUAAAUAGGCAUAAAAUACAAAACUCCUUAAUUUAAAGUUGACGGUUGUGUAAUGUGCGGUGAUUAUUUUUAAAUAUCGAUGUGUAAAAAGAAAGAAAUAAUAGUAGAGUAUAUUGAAUGUAUUUUUCAACAAUUGAAAAAGGUGCAAAAGUAGAGUUUAUACCAUAGUAUUAUGUACUGUGUAUUAUUUUAUGCUGUGUACUGAGUAUACCUACCGAUCAAAUUCAUGAUCAUAAAUAUUGUGGCAGAUGUUAAAUUUAUGAAAUGUACCUAAGUUAAUUUCAUACCUUAGUACCUUUGUUAGUGUGUGGGGGAUAUCAUAUACACAAUAGUUUAGUUUAAUUAAUAUGUAAAGAUUUAAUAAACACGUGUUAACAUUUA
Molecule: messenger RNA, 3156 nt
Organism: Pararge aegeria (speckled wood butterfly)
Lineage: Eukaryota; Metazoa; Arthropoda; Insecta; Lepidoptera; Nymphalidae
Product: CKLF-like MARVEL transmembrane domain-containing protein 4
Exons: 4
Coding region: 206-721 (171 amino acids)
Cellular component (GO): membrane
Source: RefSeq, a predicted model, not a curated record